CAACCCCCCAAGAGAGAGAGAAAAAAACAAGCCAACACCGUGUGGAGUUUGUUCACCUUUUUUAAGACGAACACCGGAAACCGUUCGGUAAAGCGAAAGUUGAGUCGAGAUGAGUGUGGAGGCGUACGGGCCGAGCUCCCAGACCCUCACCUUCCUGGACACCGAGGAAGCGGAGCUGCUCGGCGCGGACACCCAGGGCUCCGAGUACGACUUCACCGACUUCACCCUACCGAGCCAGACGCAGACCCAAGGCCAGACCCAGAGCCAGCUGGACAACCAGGUAAACGGUCCUGAUGAAGGUCUUCUCAACGGGGGUGUGGAUGACUCCGUGGCUAAAGCCAGCCAGCUGUUGGCUGAGCUCAACUUUGAGGAGGAUGAAGAAGACACAUACUACACCAAAGACCUGCCUGUGCACGCAUGCAGCUACUGUGGUAUCCACGAUCCAGCGUGUGUGGUGCACUGCAAUACCAGUAAGAAGUGGUUCUGUAAUGGACGUGGAAACACAUCUGGCAGUCACAUUGUGAACCACUUGGUGAGAGCCAAAUGCAAAGAGGUGACGCUGCAUAAGGAUGGGCCGCUGGGCGAGACGGUGUUGGAGUGUUACAACUGCGGUUGUCGUAACGUCUUCCUCCUGGGCUUCAUCCCUGCCAAGGCCGAUUCCGUGGUGGUGCUACUGUGCAGGCAACCCUGUGCCAGCCAGAGUAGCCUGAAGGACAUCAACUGGGACAGCUCACAGUGGCAACCACUGAUCCAGGACCGCUGCUUUCUGUCCUGGCUGGUGAAGAUCCCAUCGGAGCAGGAGCAGCUUCGAGCCCGUCAGAUCACCGCCCAGCAGAUCAACAAGUUAGAGGAGCUCUGGAAGGACAACCCCAGUGCCACCUUGGAAGACCUGGAGAAACCUGGAGUGGAUGAGGAGCCCCAGCAUGUGCUGCUGCGUUAUGAGGACGCCUACCAGUACCAAAACAUCUUUGGCCCUUUGGUCAAACUGGAGGCUGACUACGAUAAGAAGCUCAAGGAGUCCCAGACCCAAGACAAUAUAACAGUCAGGUGGGACCUGGGGCUGAAUAAAAAGCGGAUUGCCUAUUUCACACUGCCCAAGACGGAUUCAGGUGGUAAUUCUCUGAGUUUGACUUCCUCCCAGUGGUUCUGUGAUAUGCGGCUGAUGCAAGGUGACGAGAUCUGCUUGCGGUACAAGGGAGACCUGGCCCCGCUGUGGAAAGGCAUCGGCCAUGUCAUCAAAGUCCCUGACAACUACGGGGAUGAAAUUGCCAUUGAGUUGAGGAGCAGUGUUGGAGCCCCUGUGGAAAUCCCCCACAACUUCCAGGUGGACUUUGUGUGGAAGUCAACUUCCUUUGACAGGAUGCAGAGCGCUCUGAAGACGUUUGCAGUGGACGAGACCUCUGUGUCUGGUUACAUUUACCACAAAUUGCUGGGACACGAGGUAGAGGAUGUCACCAUUAAGUGCCAGCUACCAAAGCGCUUCACUGCCCAGGGCCUGCCCGACCUGAAUCACUCACAGGUGUAUGCUGUAAAGACGGUGCUACAGAGGCCUCUCAGUCUGAUCCAGGGUCCUCCUGGCACUGGGAAAACUGUCACCUCUGCCACUAUUGUCUACCACCUGUCCCGCCAAGGCAACGGACCAGUCCUGGUGUGUGCUCCCAGUAACAUUGCUGUGGAUCAGUUGACUGAGAAGAUUGACAAGACUGGACUGAAGGUCGUCAGGCUGUGUGCCAAGAGUCGGGAGGCCAUCGAGUCACCAGUGUCCUUCCUGGCUCUGCACAACCAGAUCAGCAACAUGGACAGCAUGCCAGAGCUUCAGAAGCUUCAGCAGCUGAAGGAUGAGACUGGUGAGCUGUCGUCUGCUGAUGAAAAACGCUACAGGGCUUUGAAACGCACUGCUGAGAGGGAGCUGCUCAUGAAUGCUGAUGUUAUCUGUUGUACCUGCGUCGGGGCUGGUGAUCCUCGUCUGGCCAAGAUGCAGUUCCGCUCCAUCCUGAUUGAUGAGAGCACUCAGGCCACUGAGCCAGAGUGUAUGGUGCCUGUGGUGCUUGGAGCCAAGCAGCUCAUUCUGGUGGGUGAUCACUGCCAGUUGGGUCCUGUGGUAAUGUGUAAGAAGGCAGCCAAAGCAGGUCUGUCCCAGUCCCUGUUUGAACGCUUGGUGGUUCUAGGGAUUCGGCCAAUCCGCCUGCAGGUCCAGUACCGCAUGCAUCCGGCUCUCAGUGCCUUCCCCUCCAACAUUUUCUAUGAGGGCUCCCUGCAGAAUGGCGUCACUGCAGCUGACCGCAUCAAGAAAGGCUUUGACUUCCAGUGGCCUCAGCCAGACAAGCCCAUGUUCUUCUACGUGACUCAGGGUCAGGAGGAGAUUGCCAGCUCUGGAACCUCGUACCUUAACAGGACGGAGGCAGCCAAUGUAGAGAAGAUCACCACAAGGCUGCUGAAAGCUGGAGCCAAACCCGACCAGAUCGGCAUCAUCACCCCGUACGAGGGUCAGCGCUCUUACCUGGUCCAGUACAUGCAGUUCAGUGGCUCCCUGCACACCAAACUCUAUCAGCAAGUGGAAAUUGCCAGCGUGGAUGCCUUCCAGGGCAGAGAGAAGGACUUCAUCAUCCUGUCUUGUGUUCGUGCCAAUGAGCACCAGGGCAUCGGCUUUCUGAAUGACCCACGUCGUCUCAACGUGGCACUGACCAGAGCCAAGUAUGGUGUGAUCAUUGUGGGGAACCCCAAGGCUCUCUCCAAGCAGCCGCUGUGGAACAACCUGCUGAACAACUACAAAGAGCAGAAAGUGCUCGUGGAGGGACCCCUCAACAACCUGAGGGAGAGCCUCAUGCAGUUCAGCAAGCCCCGCAAGCUGGUCAACACCAUCAACCCUGGGGGCCGUUUUAUGAGCACUGCGAUGUACGAUGCCCGUGAGGCCCUCAUCCCUGGCUCCGCCUACGACCGCAGUAAUGCUGCUGGACGCCCGUCCAACAUGUACUUCCAAACUCACGAUCAGAUUGGGAUGAUUGGGGCGGGCCCCGGUCACAUGGCCGCUAUGAAUAUUCCCAUACCAUUCAACCUGGUGAUGCCGCCAAUGCCCCCACCCAGUUACCUGGGUCAGACCAAUGGCCCUGCUGCAGGUCGUGGAGCUAUGAAGGGUAAGCCCGGGCGUGGCGGGCGGCAGAGGGUCCGUGGCUCAGGAAACCAGGGUUCCAGUCAGGGUAACGGACCAAACAGCCAGGCCAGCCAGGAUGGGGCGUCCCAGUCCUUCUCCCAGGGCCCACUGACACAGGGCUACAUCUCCAUGAGCCAGCCCUCUCAGAUGAGCCAGCCUGGCCUCUCCCAGCCAGAGCUGUCCCAGGACAGCUACCUGGGCGACGAGUUCAAGUCCCAAAUCGACGUGGCUUUGUCCCAGGACUCAACUUACCAGGGUGAACGUGCAUACCAGCAUGGUGGGGUAACUGGACUGUCACAGUACUAGAUUGUCACUUGAAGAAGGGAGCUAGGCUUGAGCUGAGCUUAGUUCAUCAGCUUUUUAAUCUGGGAAAUAAUAAAAACAUAAAAUGGAUACCUGUUUUCCUCUGCUACAACCGAAGCACCACUGAGUGAAAGCGACGGGAUAGCGAAACCAAACCAAUGACCAGCGAGAGAGAUAAGAGGGUAGAAGAAGACGAGAGCACGAACAGACGGGCAGGGAAGAUGGCAAGAGAGGCCGAGUGAACAAGCAAGAGGCAGGGACCGAUGUCCGUGCAAAGUGAAGGAGGGAAGUCGAGAAAAUGGCGGCGUGUGGUCGAGCUGCUGAGGGAAACAGAGGGGAGAUCUCACUGGUCUCAUGGGAAUCCAAAUGAGGCUAAACUCCCAACAAAACAAUCCAGCCAACCCCUUCAACCUACAGCCUCCAGGAAAGGAAGGAAAGCGAUGUUAUCUUCGGAUGGGGAUCGAAGCUUUUCAACUGAAUUUGAAGAACUUGUUCUCCAAACAUGCAGGGGGGGCAUGAUUACAGAAAGCCAUUGAACAGGCAACAAAAAAAAUCCCCACGCUAAAAGUCGGUUGGUUUCUCGACCUGUUUCUCUUAAAUUUGGUUCAUCAUGGGAGGAGAGCGGCACCAACAAUCUUCUAUUGGGCCCAACAACCUCAGCAGCCUCUGAAGGAAGCGGCAGUCGACACACCCACUCGGAAGAGGAAAUAAAAACACGGUUUCUGUGCUUGAGUCUGAGAUUAAAGAGCCUUGAAUUGAAAUACCUUUGAUUUGCCUUGAGAACCACUGGCUCACUCACAAGGUCUUUAAUGGGGUGGUUUCGACCACACGUCAGUGGUGGAGUGGCACAGGGAUUUCAGACUGUUUUUUCAAGGCAUGACGCGCGAAUCCCAACGAUAUCGCGAUCAUCAUGGGACAGUUUUUCUUCUCUGAAGUACCUUUCUUAUCACAGAGCACAAAAUUGCAAAAAAGUCAUCGAAACUAUCAAACAUGACCAGCAUUGAAUAUUCAACUCAAUGUCAUUUGAUGUUUCAGCGAAGGCUUUUCCUUAUUUUAAUCUUUUGGAAGCAGGGGUGGUGUCCCACUGCGCUUCAUGACCAGAUGUCUUUUUUUAAAACACUCUGUGUACGCUUAGAUUGGCAAAUGCUUGAAUGCUUUGCAUCGAUUGAUUCCUCAGGGGAUUGUGGACUGUCCACACUCAUCACACAAAUCCCUGCUUGAGGUGAAAGAAACCAAACAAGAAGGAUGAUGGUAGUCGAGGCUUAUAGGCGGUCGUGGCAAUCAAUCCACCACAGGUAAGGAGUAGAAAAGGAAGGUGGCUGAGGGAGAGAAGGAUAUGAGAGUCUCCACAUCUGGAAGAUUAAUUCAGGCCAUCGCCAGGGUUAAAAAUUUAGAGGGAAAUGUUUGGCAUUAGGACUGCUCAGUCCCAAUGGAUGACCACACGUUAGAUGUAGUUGUAAACUCAGUGUCAUUUCACACAUUUUGAUUUUGUGAAUAAUAUUCACAUAACAAGCAAUAUAGCCAUGCUGAUGGCCAUAUUGCCCAGCCACACAAGUCUAAAGAUAAUUAGGGUAAAACUUUCAUAGGAAAUAUAUCUAAAAUCUCAGUUGAAAGGUCUUUACCUCCUGUUUAUUAAAACAUUUUACCAAACCCGUUACACAAAGUGGAAAUGCCGUCAGUACUGAUUAGAUGGCAAAGAGAUGACUGAGAAACGUGAAUCAGUGCCUAUAACCAAUCACCUUCAGAUAAACAGCUGCAGCACAAGCAUGAAUGUAGUUCAAAUCAAACUACCAGCAUAAUAAUAAUAAUAAUAAAAAAAACUUCCACACACCAGAGGGCUCAAGAAACCCACAGAAAAGGACUUAUUUUUGUUAAUAAAAUCAGGCCAGGUAAUGACGAGGUCAACGAGUUUAGCAGCUGGGUAGUUUUUCAAAGGGUGGGCGGAUGAAAAAAAGCCACCUUCCUUCUCUGUGGAGUAAAACAAACGAAGGCUGGUUGAAUUUUUUUUUCCUUAUGUGGACUUUUGAUUUGUGCAAAGCUGUUUUUUGCCUGCAUUAUGUAUUCCUUGUAGAGUUCCUCUUGAGAUUUAUGUGGAUCCUGAACCCUCUUCCUGGAGAACUUUGUGAACCUGAACCUUGAGUUGAUCCAAACUUUGCUUUUUGUCAGAUGAUUCGCUGCUUUGUGUGUCAUGUUUUGUUUAGUUGGGUGUUAUUUAGCCAUUUUGUGUAGUUUUACUAAAAAAAAAAAAAAAAUCUGUUUUUGUAGCAACUUGCUGACAACAGGAAUGAGGCGGACGCCGUUUCCUUUCAUUAGUUUUGUAUCUCCUCCUCAAACUGUCCGAGGGAUUGUAGUUUUUUAACUCUUCCAGGAAAGAUGCUUUCUGAACAGUUAAGAAUGUACUUCACUGUUGUUUCUCACCUGCUUCUCAUUUCAGCAGUCAUGUGACAAUCAUGUUGCGAGUAGAUGUUGCCAUGUUUGACUUAGAAAAUGUUCUGUUUUGUUGACAUUGAGCGAAUCUCUCAUUUUUUCCAAUGAAUUAGUUUCACAUAUCAACCCUUUCCACUGAAGUCCUAACAUGUUAUAGCUUUAAGAACCUGCUGCCGUAAUAUUAUUGUAUUGCUUUGGUGUUUUUCCAUCUUCUGAGCCACAAUGAAUUGCAACAUAUGUGCAGUGAUCAUUGAAGAAGUGAUUCAGUUGUAGAUUAGUUGUUAAAACAUUUGCAUCCAAACCUUUGAUUCUCUACGUCAACAGGCAAAGAUUAAAUAAAUGAACUUAGAGAGCUCAAUGUGAUGUAAAUACCUAUUUGAGUCUUAUUUGCAGUGAAGUUUCAUCACAACAUGGUGGUUUCCUUGUUAAACUGAAUCAAUAAAGGCUGUCGAUUUGAGCAAAUUUAA
Molecule: messenger RNA, 6348 nt
Organism: Dicentrarchus labrax (European seabass)
Lineage: Eukaryota; Metazoa; Chordata; Actinopteri; Moronidae
Product: regulator of nonsense transcripts 1
Exons: 24
Coding region: 110-3457 (1115 amino acids)
Biological process (GO): nuclear-transcribed mRNA catabolic process, nonsense-mediated decay
Cellular component (GO): cytoplasm
Molecular function (GO): DNA binding; RNA binding; RNA helicase activity
Source: RefSeq, a predicted model, not a curated record